AUGAGCGGUUUCAAAGGCAUUAUGAAGGAUGGAUGGCACCCAAAAGGCCGGGAGGGGAGAAAAGAGAGCUGGCGGAACGAUUUCAAGGGCGUCAACCAGGUGGCAGGAUGGAUGGGUAAAGGAAAAGACCCUAAGGAUGAGGAUAGGGAAAAUCACGUUUCCCGGCCGCUCUCAUCGCUCAAAGACCCAUCUUCCUUCGGUCCUCCGCCUAAGCAUAUUAAAUACCACGGCGCUGCUGCACUCCCAAACGAAACCACGCCGGAUCGCAGCGGAUCGGGUGCGCCCUUGAGCCGGGAACAGAUCAAUAACUCGUAUACCCGAAAACAGCAGGAAGAGGAGGAGGAACGGAGAAAGGCGGAGGAAGCUGCGAAACGGCCUCCAGUGCCAUAUCGCGCAAACCGAACAGGAAUCGAUCCGAGCACUCUUCCACCACCACCCGUCCGGCGGACUGGUUCAGUCGCAGAAUCAGCGCCGGCUUCUGCAGGCCCUAGGCCGGUACCAAGUGUUCCGCCCCGUGUACCACCCCGGACAAACACCAUCACACCAGCCUCCCAUACGCCUUCCCCUCCCGCGUACACCCCCAAUCCCGAAAGUGCAGAACAGUCUAGGGCCGCAGAUGACUACUUGAAUCAAGCCGCAACCUCGCGUCUUGGGCAGGCCGGGGUAUCUGUUCCGGCGCUUGGCAUUAGUGGCCGGCCUUCAAACCCGACCUCGCCGGCACCGAGUUACAGUCAAGCUCCGGUCAACGAGCUUCAGAGCCGAUUCUCCCAGAUGAGGACGAAUUCUGCGUCCUCCCCGUCGCCUGCGCCAUCUCCGCCAGUGCAGCAGACGCAAUCGCCCGUCAAUUCUGCUUCAAACUUUUCAGGAGCCAGAUCGGCGUUUAGCGAUUUCCGGUCCAAACAUAGUGAUCAGAUUGAAUCCGGAAAACAAAAACUCAAUGGGCUCAAUCAGAAGUACGGGAUUACUGAACGGAUCAAUAACACUCUGGACAGCAAGUCAGGCAACACAGGACAGGCUCCUCCCAUCCCGCCGCACCCGAACUUGAGUCGUUCGACCACCAUGUCCAGCUCGGAUACCGCGUCGCUAGCUCAGAGGAAGGCGCCUCCUCCCCCUCCGCCUCAAAAGAAGGCCGCGCUACGGUCAGCGCCCGUCAAUACUGGAUCACCUGCGCCGCCUCCACUUCCGCUCGGUACGAAACCCCGCUGAAACCUGAGCAGGCGUCUAGUCUUAGUAUCCACUGUAGAUUUACUUGUUAUAACUAGCGUUCUAGCAUAUUCUC
Molecule: messenger RNA, 1279 nt
Organism: Aspergillus nidulans FGSC A4
Lineage: Eukaryota; Fungi; Ascomycota; Eurotiomycetes; Eurotiales; Aspergillaceae
Exons: 2
Coding region: 1-1206 (401 amino acids)
Source: RefSeq, a predicted model, not a curated record